This is a messenger RNA of Elaeis guineensis (African oil palm), 2377 nucleotides long. RefSeq lists its product as uncharacterized. Lineage: Eukaryota; Viridiplantae; Streptophyta; Magnoliopsida; Arecales; Arecaceae. The record is from RefSeq and is a predicted model, not a curated record. Gene Ontology annotation, biological process: peptidyl-lysine monomethylation. Gene Ontology annotation, molecular function: protein-lysine N-methyltransferase activity.
UCGUUUUCCCACCCCCUCCUUGGAAGGCUAAAACCUCAUUCUCCCUCCGCUCUCCCAACCCAUUCGCAGACGAGAGCAUGGCCGCCUCCGAACCAGAGCAAGCCAAGCUCCAUCGCUUCAUCCAAUGGCUUCAGGCGAAUGGCGUGGACCUGCGAGGCAGUAGCAUCCGACACUGUGGCCCCAACAAAGGCUUCGGCGUUUUCGCCACCGCCCAGCCCGCCGGAAACCAUGGCAACGGUGUUGUUAUGGUGGUCCCGCUCGAUCUGGCCAUUACUCCGAUGAGAGUCCUCCAAGACCCCGCCUUUGGGACCAGAUGCAGGGCCUUGUUCGAGGAGGGGGACGUCGACGACCGCUUCCUUGUGAUGAUUUACUUGAUGGUGGAGCGCCUACGGCCGAACUCACUUUGGAAGCCGUACUUGGACAUGCUUCCGAGCACCUUUGGGAGUACACUGUGGUUCACAGAAGUUGAGCUUUCUGAGUUGAAAGGAACAACAUUAUACCAAGCUACUGUGAUACAGAGGAAAAAACUUCAAGCUUUAUAUGAUGAUAAGGUGAAGGGACUGGUGGAGGAGCUUCUACACUGUGAUGGGGAGUUGGAAAGUGUGACUGAAGUGCGAUUUGAAGAUUUCCUCUGGGCGAACUCUAUAUUUUGGACUCGAGCCUUAAACAUUCCAUUUCCUCAUUCUUUUGUAUUUCCUGAUUCGCUAAGAGGGAAAGACAAUGAUGCCAUGUGCCAAGGUAGUGAAUGUGGAUAUCCUGUAACCCAAAACACUGGUGAAACAUCUGGUCAUGGGCACAGUGCAAAAAAAGAGGAUGCUAAUAUCAUAGUGGAGAAAAGAAAUGAUGAAGCUUUAAAAACACAAAGUGAAGAGACUAUCUGGGUUGAAGGUCUUGUUCCUGGAAUUGAUUUCUGUAACCAUGGUUUGAAGGCUGUGGCAACAUGGGAGGUUGAUCCAACAGGAAAAGUAACUGGAAUUCCUGCCUCAAUGUACCUCAUGAUUGUUGAUCAAAGGACUGGUGAAGUUGGGAAAGAGAUACAUAUUAGCUACGGUAACAAAGGAAAUGAGGAAUUGUUGUACCUUUAUGGGUUCGUCAUUGAAAAUAAUCCUGAUGAUUAUCUCAUGGUACACUAUCCUAUUGAAGCAUUGCAGAGUAUCCCGUUAUCUGAAAGCAAAGCAAGACUCCUUGAUAUGCAGAAAGCUGAAUUGAGGUGUCUUCUACCUAGAAAUUUGCUUGAUCAUGGCUUCUUUUCUGGAUCUCCUCUCCAAAAUGAAAAUAAUGGAGAAGGCCAUACAAGUUGGCUUUGCAAUUAUAGCUGGAGUGGUCAGCGCAAGGUUCCUUCUUAUUUAAAUAAGCUGGUUUUUCCUCAGGAGUUCAUGACAGCUUUACGGACCAUUGCUAUGAAAGAACAUGAGCUUGGCCUGGUUGCUUCAUUAAUAGAAGAGCUUGUCGGAUCUGGAACGGAAAGACAACCAUCUGAUGAAGAAGUUCAAGCAGCGAUAUGGGAAGCUUGUGGGGAUCUUGGAGCCUUAGAGUUACUCAUUGAUCUUCUUCGCGUCAAGAUGAUGGAACUUGAAGAGAGUUCUGGAACAGAGGCUUCCGACAUGGAACUUCUUAAGAGGAUCCAUUUUGAAGUUGAAGACAGUGAGAGCAGAAACAACAAAAACAGCGGAGAUAAGUUGAUGAAUAGAAAUCAGUGGUCUAGUAUAGUUUACAGAAAAGGGCAGAAACAACUAACUAGCCUAUUCUUGAGAGAAGCAGAACAUGCUCUGGAGCUGUGUGCAAGUGAACAGUCAUAAACUAUGCUUUAGACUGGGAUGCAGCAUUGUGCAAUUAUCAGUCUGCACAAAUUUGUAGGUACUUCUGCCCAGAGAAUUUGGCCUUGGCUAGCCCGAGAAGUGCAAGAGCAAGUGCAGAGCGAAUGGAUGCCCCAAGGAACUUGGUGGAAUCAUCCCGUGUGAAUGGAAUGAGAACAACAAAGGAGAGGAGGGGAACACUGCCAAACAAGAUGAAGGCAGCAAAGGUAAUCAACCCACUCUUCCAUGGCUUCUCGGACUAACAGGGCGGCAGCACUCCUUUCUGGGCAGUCAUCUUCUCAUCCACCAGUAUGUCUUUGUAUUUCGAGAACAUAUUUACCACCUGUAUUCGCCAACCAAAAUUUGCAUGGCAACAAGAUGGAAGCCUGAGGUACAAACUACUGAAGUUUGAUGAGUGACGCUGAGCCUUUUUCUUUGUUCUUUUCAUGGAUGGUUGUAAUGCUUGUACUUAAAAAUAAAUAAAUAAAUGAUAAAACAACCAUCACCACCACCUGCUCAUCCAAAAAAAAAUAUGAUUGUGUUUAAAUUAUUGUAUGAUAUACAAGUUUUUUUGGCUCGGA